Molecule: messenger RNA, 981 nt
Organism: Marmota flaviventris (yellow-bellied marmot)
Lineage: Eukaryota; Metazoa; Chordata; Mammalia; Rodentia; Sciuridae
Gene: Cplx2
Product: complexin 2
Biological process (GO): neurotransmitter transport; regulation of neurotransmitter secretion; synaptic vesicle exocytosis
Cellular component (GO): terminal bouton; SNARE complex
Molecular function (GO): syntaxin binding
Source: RefSeq, a predicted model, not a curated record
CGGCUGACAUUCGGGGUGAACAGAAGAGGGGCUCGGCGCCCCCCGCGCGCACAUGUGCUAACCCAGGCAGGAGGGAGCGCCUUGGCGGAGGAGGCAAGGAAGAGGGGAGGGAGAGGCGCGCCAGAAUCUCGGUCCCGGGCGCCCUGGUCGGCCGCGGAGGAGCUGCAUCCUCCAACAGGAAGUUGGGCAUCUCUGACAUGCUCUCUGCUCUGCUCACUGACUGAAAGCUCCUGCAUCCCAGCUUAGCCAGGAAGCAAAGGUUGAAACAUCUCCCCAAGCCAGGCCAGGCAAGGGCUCUGCAUGCGAAUUCAGCCCUUGGCUAGGGCACAUUAACCAGAGCCGGCAGCAUGGACUUCGUCAUGAAGCAGGCCCUCGGAGGGGCCACCAAGGACAUGGGGAAGAUGCUGGGGGGAGAGGAGGAAAAGGACCCCGAUGCACAAAAGAAGGAGGAGGAGCGGCAGGAGGCGCUGAGGCAGCAGGAGGAAGAGCGCAAGGCCAAACAUGCGCGCAUGGAGGCUGAGCGCGAGAAGGUCCGGCAGCAGAUUCGCGACAAGUAUGGGCUGAAGAAGAAGGAGGAGAAAGAGGCAGAGGAGAAGGCAGCCCUCGAACAGCCCUGUGAGGGGAGCCUGACCCGGCCCAAGAAGGCUAUCCCUGCAGGCUGCGGGGAUGAGGACGAGGAGGAAGAAGAGAGCAUCCUGGACACGGUGCUCAAAUACCUGCCUGGGCCACUGCAAGACAUGUUCAAGAAGUAACCAGCCCUCCUGCCCCAUUCCCUCUCCACUUGUUACUUUUUUAUUUUAAUUUAUUUUGUUCUUUCUUUUCUUUUUAUUCAGUUAAGUCUCAAUUCUGAAGGGGAAAACCUCAGUUGGCCUCUGCCCCCCUUCCCUGGCCAGGGGCUCCUCCCCCUCAGCCCUCCCUUACACCCUCCUCCAUCCCCGGGUAGCCAUUCCCAUUCCACUCCCAAGCAGCUUGAAAAAAAAA